Anoplopoma fimbria (sablefish) is the source of this 5454-nucleotide messenger RNA. It is a transcript of the gene polr1a, whose product is annotated as RNA polymerase I subunit A. Gene Ontology annotation, cellular component: RNA polymerase I complex. NCBI's taxonomy places the organism in Eukaryota, Metazoa, Chordata, Actinopteri, Perciformes, Anoplopomatidae. Gene Ontology annotation, molecular function: DNA binding; DNA-directed RNA polymerase activity. The record is from RefSeq and is a predicted model, not a curated record. Gene Ontology annotation, biological process: DNA-templated transcription. The coding region runs from base 9 to 5120 and encodes 1703 amino acids. The transcript has 37 exons.
CUCUAUCAAUGGCCGCAAAGCGUGGCUGCUUCUCCAACAUGCUGUUUGGGAAAGACGUGCCAUGGCGGCGGCUGGAGGGCAUGUCGUUUGGCAUGUACUCUGCCGAAGAGAUAAGGAAGCUGAGUGUGAAGGUGAUCACUAACUUCAGGUUACUUGAUGGUGUUGGGAACGUGGCCCCGAACAGCCUGUACGAUCUGGCCCUUGGGCCAGCAGACAGCAAAGAGGUGUGUUCAACCUGCUGUCAGGACUUCAACAACUGUCCAGGACACCUGGGACAUGUAGAGCUACCUCUACCUGUAUACAACCCGCUGUUCUUUGAUAAACUCUACCUGUUUAUUCGUGGUUCCUGUCUUUCGUGUCACAUGUUAACAUGUCCCAGAGCUGCCAUCCACCUGCUGCUGAACCAGCUGAAGUUAUUGAACCAUGGGGCCAUGCAGGAGGUCUACCUAAUAGAGCAAGUUCUUUACCAGCUCUUGGAAGAGAAUCCCAAAGCCACUGGAGAUGAGAUCGAGCAGGUGCUGAAAAAGUUUACAGACUCUAUAGUUGGAGUGAACGCUCAAGGUUCAGAAAACACCAAACCGAUCAAACACCUUGUUGAAAAGAAGAACAGUUUGAUCACUGACUUCUGGAAGAUCCAUAUGAAAACUAGGAAGUGCCCUUACUGCGGGAGCGGCAGAUUUACAGUGCGCCGUGAACACAACAGUAAGCUGAUUCUCACAAUGCCAUCAGGAGGACAGACCACUGCAGACGCUGAUGAUGAUCUGAUGGCUGGAAAGAGAGUCUACCUGACGGCUAGCACUGCUAGAGAACACAUCAAUAACCUGUGGGUGAAAGAAGGUUUCUUCUUAAAGUGUCUAUUCGCUGGCCUGGAGGAGGGGACGAUUUCAAGGGAGGGAGAGGGUGGGUUUUAUCCAGACCUCUUCUUCCUGGAGCUUCUGGUGGUCCCACCGUGCAGGUAUCGUCCCAUCAAUCGACUGGGUGACCAGAUGUUUACAAACGGUCAGACGGUCAACAUGCAGGCCGUCAUGAAGGACUGUGGAGUCAUAAGGAAACUCCUGGCUCUCAUAGCAGGGGAGAAAACUGUGGAGGAGGAGGCUCCUGAACAGACGGACCAGACGUUUCUGAUAGGUAUCCCCGGACUGACAGUAACCGAUAAACUCUACAACACCUGGGUGCGACUGCAGACCCACGUCAACAUCGUCUUUGACAGCGACAUGGACAAAAUGAUGACAGAGAAAUACCCUGGAAUCAGACAGAUCUUGGAGAAAAAGGACGGAUUGUUCCGGAAACACAUGAUGGGAAAACGAGUGGACUACGCGGCACGAUCUGUCAUCUGUCCAGACAUGUACAUAGGGACCAACGAGAUCGGAAUACCUAUGGUGUUUGCCACCAAGCUGACCUACCCGCAGCCUGUCACGCCAUGGAACGUGAAGGAGCUUCGUCAGGCCGUCCUCAACGGACCCAACAUCCACCCCGGUGCCUCCAUGGUGAUAAACGAGGACGGUAGGAAAACCAUCCUAUCAGCCACCAGCCUUGCACAGAGAGAAGCCGUUGCCAAGCAGCUGCUGACGCCCUGUCCCGGUCCACAUAAGAUGCCCAUGAAAAUAGUGAAUCGUCAUAUAAAAAACGGAGAUGUUUUGUUACUCAACAGACAGCCAACUCUGCACAGACCCUCCAUACAAGCCCAUUGUGCACGCAUCCUACCAGGAGAGAAGGUAUUAAGGCUCCACUAUGCCAACUGCAAGGCGUACAAUGCUGAUUUUGAUGGAGAUGAAAUGAACGCGCACUUCCCUCAAAGUGAGCUGGGCAGAGCAGAGGCCUACACGUUAGUCAGCACUGAUCAACAGUACCUCGUCCCCAAGGACGGUAAACCUCUAGCGGGUCUGAUCCAGGACCACAUGGUAUCUGGUACGAGGAUGACGAUACGAGGCUGUUUCUUCACCAGAGUCCAGUACAUUGAGCUGGUUUACAGAGGACUGACUGACAAACCAGGCAGAGUCACACUGCUGCCGCCGGCCAUACUCAAACCACAGCAACUCUGGACAGGAAAGCAGGUGGUGUCUACGCUCCUGCUGAAUGUUAUCCCACAGAAGGCUGUGCCUCUCAACCUGGCUGGCAGAUCGAAAAUCCCCAGCAAAGCAUGGAUCCAAGUCCCACCACGAGCUGCUCCGGGAUACAAACCUGACAGCAUGUGUGACUCACAGGUGUUGAUUCGUCAAGGGGAGCUGUUGGUGGGGGUUCUGGACAAAGCUCACUACGGGUCCUCAGCCUACGGUCUGGUCCACUGCUGCUACGAGCUGUACGGAGGGCAAACCAGUGGCAAACUGCUCAGCUGUCUGGCUCGACUCUUCACUGCUUACCUGCAGCUGUACAGAGGCUUCACUUUGGGUGUGGAAGAUAUCCUGGUGAAACCAGGCGCCAACAGGCAGAGGAAAAAAAUCAUUCAAGAAUCACUGAAUAUUGGCACAAAGGCCAUCCAAGCAGCCUUCAACCUGCCCGCCAAUGUGGAUCAAGGUGAGGCCCAGAGCCGCUGGCAGGAUGCUCACCUCAACCCGGACCAGAGAGACUUUAGCAUGGCCGACCACAAGUUCAAAGAAGUGGCCAACCAAGUGAACAACGACAUCAACAAGGUGUGCAUGCCCGUCGGACUCCACACCUCUUUCCCAGACAACAACCUCCAACUGAUGGUCCAAUCAGGAGCCAAGGGAUCCACUGUAAACACCAUGCAGAUUUCAUGUCUACUGGGCCAGAUUGAGUUGGAGGGCCGUAGGCCUCCACUGAUGCCUUCUGGGAAAUCUUUGCCGUGCUUCCAGCCAUAUGACCCCGCACCUGGCGCUGGGGGGUUCGUUUCUGGAAGGUUUCUAACGGGCAUCAAACCACAGGAGUUUUUCUUCCACUGUAUGGCCGGCAGAGAGGGACUGGUGGACACAGCUGUGAAAACAUCCAGAUCAGGAUACCUGCAGAGAUGUGUCAUAAAGCAUCUGGAGGGCUUGGUAGUACAGUACGAUCUGACGGUGAGGGACAGCGAUGGAUCCGUGGUCCAGUUCCUGUACGGUGAAGACGGACUGGAUAUCCCCAAGACUCCGUUCCUGCAGCAGAAGCAGUUCCCUUUCAUAGAGGACAACUACGAGGUCAUCAAGAGGUCCCAGGGCCUGGACAAGUUUUUGUCACGUCUGGACCCUCAGGCUGCCAGUCAACACUUUGAGUCCAUCCAGCGCUGGAAAGCAAAGAGAGAGGGGGCCUGUCCGCGGAGAGGAGCGUUCUUACUGUUUUCUCAAAAAAAGUUGGCCAAACUGAAGCAGACUCAAGAAAGAACGGAAGCAGACGUCUACGGCAGAAAUGUUGCUGAAUCACAGCUCUUCCAGAAUUGGCGUUCUCUGGAUGAACCCAGCAGAUCAAAAUACAUCAGGAAGACCUCCCGCUGCCCAGGGCCCUCCCUGGGCUUGUUGAAGCCUGACAUCUGCUUCGGCUCUGUAUCUGAAAACUUUCACAACAUCACGGAGAAGUACCUCCAGAACGAAGGCAGGAGGAGUCGAGGCAGCGUGGACACCCACAGCCUCCGGCAGCUGUUGCACUAUAAGUGGCAGCGUUCGCUGUGUGAUCCUGGUGAAGCCGUGGGUCUGCUAGCGGCUCAGUCCAUAGGCGAGCCCUCCACCCAGAUGACCCUCAACACCUUCCACUUCGCCGGCAGAGGAGAGAUGAACGUCACUUUGGGAAUACCCCGACUGAGAGAGAUCCUGAUGGUGGCCAGCUCCAACAUUAAAACUCCCAUGAUGAGUGUCCCGGUGCUAAACACCAGGAAAGCCUUGAAGAGGGCAAAGACACUCCGUAAGAAGCUCACCAGAGUCUGUCUGGCUGAGGUCCUGCAGAGGGUGGAUGUGGUAGAAACUUUGCGGAUCGAAAAUCAUCAAAAGCUUCGGUCGUUCAAAGUCACCUUCAAAUUCCUGCCUCUGGAACGUUACUGUGACGAUAAGCUGCUGUCACCCCAGCAGAUCCUCCACUACAUGGAAACUAGGUUUUUCCGUCUCCUGCUGGAAGCCAUUAAGAAGCGCAGUGCCAAGCUGGCGUCCAUUGCCGUGGAAACAAGGAAGGCCACGCCCAGAGAUAAGGACCAUGAUGGCGAGGGAACAGCUGACCCAGCAGGGCUGGAUGAUGGGGAGGAAGAAAUGGAGCGAGAGGUUGUUGAUGACCAGGCGAACGAGGGAGACGCCGAUGCCUCAGACGCCAAGCGAAAAGACAAACAGGAAGAGGAGGUGGACUAUGAGAGUGAGGAAGAGGACAGAGCUGACGACGCCGAGGAUAAAGAAGAUCAGGGGGAGGACGAGGGGGUGGUGGAGGAGGAGGAGGAGGAGAACACGCUGGAGGUGUCGCAGACGGAGUCUGGACGAGUGAGAGCGGAAAAGAGAAAACGACCAAGAAGAGAUGAAGCAGAGGGAGAGGAGGGGUUGGAUCAGAUGAGGAUGAACACCGUUCUGGAGUCCAACUCGGCGAUAGAGAGAUAUCGCUACGAUCAACAGCACGAGCUCUGGUGUGAGGUCGACCUGGUCUUACCGGUGAGCAAGGUGCACUUUGACCUGACCUCGGUCCUGUCGACGCUGGCCCAGAACGCCGUCAUUGUGGAGACCAAAGGCUUGACCCGCUGCCUGCUGGGCGAAACUACGACGAAGAGCGGAGAGAAAGAGACGGUUCUCAACUCAGAGGGCAUCAACAUGCAAGAAAUGUUCAAUCACAGUGAUAUCCUAGACAUCAACAGACUGUACUCUAACGAGGUGCAUGCCAUGGCUAAAACAUAUGGGAUUGAAGUGGCUCUGAAGGUCAUAGAGAAGGAGAUCAAAGAUGUCUUUGCUGUCUACGGUAUUGAGGUUGACCCCAGACAUCUGUCACUUGUAGCAGAUUACAUGUGUUUUGAAGGCGUGUAUAAGCCCCUGAACCGGCACGCCAUCCAGUCCAACGCCUCCCCUCUGCAGCAGAUGACCUUUGAGACCAGCUACAAAUUCCUCAAACAGGCGACCAUGCUAGGGUCACACGAUGAGCUGGUGUCGCCCUCGGCCUGCCUGGUGGUGGGGAAGGUGGUGAAAGGUGGAACAGGACUGUUUGAGCUGAAGCAGCCUCUGCAGUAGGAGAGGAGACCAUCACAAGUCCGGUUGGAUGGAUGUGGACCGAUGUGGACCGAUGUGAUCACAGAGUCCUAUGACGCUUUAAGUUAUCUGACAAAUAAACAACAAUACAUUUUGUCUCAGUUCCUACUUCAUGUGGUGGGUGUGACUGUGAUUGAUCUUCAAUAUUUGAGGUUUUGAUACAAUUGUCCAUGAAUGAAAUCGUUUGAGAGUGAAUGUAUAGAAUGAAUCACAUUAAUCUGCCUGUGUGCUCCUGUAACACUACAGACCUGCUCAUCUGGUAGACUAGCAACCCUCUGUGUCUGUGUAAUGCUGCCAUUAAACAUUAAAGCUUAAU